This is a messenger RNA of Paramisgurnus dabryanus, 9729 nucleotides long. RefSeq lists its product as uncharacterized. NCBI's taxonomy places the organism in Eukaryota, Metazoa, Chordata, Actinopteri, Cypriniformes, Cobitidae. Gene Ontology annotation, molecular function: lipid carrier activity. The record is from RefSeq and is a predicted model, not a curated record. Gene Ontology annotation, biological process: lipid transport.
UUUCCCAGUAAUGAUCUUUUCCAUGAAGGCUUGUUGUUGGGCAUUGCUCUGAAUACAUUUAUUUAUGGCCAUGUCACGGGUCAACCUUUUAUUACUCAGAAAUCUUAGAUUAGUUAUUUUGUUCGUCUUCUUGACUGCUGACUGUCACGAACUGCACCAAGGUGAACUUUGCAAGUCUACUUGCCCUGAUGUGCAGAAGGCGCAAAGGCACACCUAUAGAUACAGUACAACAAUAGCGAGUACCCUGAAAGGUCCUUCAUUAGGAGGCAAUCAGUUAGCUUUGGAUUGUGUUGUUGACAUUGAUGUUCGACCAGGAUGUCCAGAGAUGAUUCUAAAGCUGAGGAACAUACAAAUAAAGCAUAGCUCAUCAAAGAGAGACAAUUCUGUGCUUCGCUUAAAAAACAUCAGAGAGUCAUUGGAGAAGAACCCCCUGCGGUUCUCGCUCGAAGGGGGAAAGGUCACAAAGCUCUGCCCACAGGAGGCUGAGCAGGUGUGGACCCUCAAUAUCAGGAGAUCCAUUCUGAGCAUGCUCCAGACCUCUCACUCGGGACGAGUUAGGGAAACAGUGAGAGAGACUGAUGUGUACGGGACAUGCUUGAGUUCUUAUGAACAAAGGGGACCAACGCUGAUAAAGAACAGAAACCUGCAACAGUGCCUUAGUGACAGAAUCAGUCAGUUUUGGAGUCACUCAGUCCCCCUAAAAGAGGGCACGACCGUGAGUGCCAGCCUCACAUGCGUCCAGAUCUACGGUGGGACAAUGAUGAACAAGGUCAACUGUACAGAAAUAGUGUCACUGGUGCCCUUACCAGGCCUGUUAGAAGUAGCAGAAACCAAGACCAUUUCUAGCCUAACUCUUCUCAGAACACUUGAAGUGAUACCGUUGGGUUCAGUCCAGAACACAGGCACCAUGGCUAGUCUUGUGUUUGAGGCAGAAGUCCAAAACCCAGGCAAGCUUGGCGGAUCAUCAGUUGAGGAGGUUACCAACACUGUGAGGAGGUUGUGUGCUCACCUCGCUGAUCAACAACAGCAAUCAGAGCUUCUCCUAAAUCUAUUGCUCCAGUUGAGGUCCCUGUCAUCCAAUCAGUUGAGAGACUUGUGGAAAGAAGCAUCCUUCAAAUGUCGAGAUGACUGGCAGCCCCUAUCAGAGACCCUGUCAGCGUGUGGAAGUGAGGAUUGCAUCCUCUUCACUACAGACCUCAUACUGAAUAAGGAAGUUGAACAGGAGCAGGCCUUGUCUCUCCUUAAUACUAUCACAUUUGCUUCCUACCCCACAUCUUCUAUGAUUGGCCACACUAGUGCCCUGCUGCAGGAUCCUCUUAUCCGUCCAAAAGCACUGCUGGUUGUCUCUUCACUGGUCCACAGGGUGUGUCAACAGAAACAAACCCCCUGCAACGAGAUCACAGAAGUCCAGCAGUUUGUCCAUGCAUUGAAGCAAACACUUGAGGCUGGAUGUGUAGUAGAUGACCAAUUGGAGAUCACAGAGUUGCUGCAUGUGUUAAAAGCAGUGGAGAAUGCAGGCAUGGCCGUCUCGGAUCUUAUUUCCACACUGAGCCGCUGUGUUCAAGAUCAUGCUGUGCCGCUGGAGCUUCGGCUGGCUGCUAUACGAGCGUUCAGGAGAAUACCAUGCAAUGAAGAUAGAAAAGUCCUCGCUUGGGCAUUUCAGAGACAACAGGAGCAUGUGGAGGUCAGAAUCGCAUCAUAUCAGCAAUUAAUGCACUGCCCAAACCAGGAGAUCUUCAGAAUUGUGAAAACAACAUUAAGCAUCGAGAAGUCAAGUCAAGUUGGGUCAUUCAUUUGGAGCCACCUGUUCAAUAUCCAAAAGACAGAAGACCCUCUAAAGAAAGAUCUGAUGGAGUCACUGCCAGAUGAUAUUAUUAGUAAAGACUUUGAAGCUGAGCCGUGGAAAUAUUCCUCACACAUGGACUACACGGUGGACACGGGAUUUGCUGCUGCUAACAUGGAGGGAGCUGUAGUUUUCUCCCCUGAAUCUUUUCUUCCACGUUAUGCUAUGGCAAAUCUGACAGUUCACAUCUUAGGCAGAGCUGUCAAUCUCCUGGAGAUCAGUUUAAGAAUGGAAAACCUCGAGCUGAUUCUGAGGAACAUAUUUGAGGAACAUCCUCUAGCACCUUCUGAUAACUCCAGAGCUCAGGAUCAGACAGACUCUCUGACGUAUGGACAGGUGGGAAAAAACGGUGAUAAGGAGCAGGCGGAUGUCUCCAGGCAGGGCUGUCAAUCGUCAAUUUUAAGUUCCAAGUUCACAGGACAGAGGAAAAAAAACAAAACCUUGAGAUGCUGGAUUAAUGUGAAGAUGUUCGGCAGUGACCUCUCUUUUUUAACCUGUGAUGACCUCCAUGCAUUGAGGAGAAAGCUGUCACUUAGCACAGCUGCGGUUUUGGUGAAGCUGUUAAAGGGGCAAGAGGUUAAAAUUAGUAAUAGGCCGAUUGUAAUGGCAGAGGAAUUGGUUUUACCAUCCCUCUCCGGAUUACCCAUGAAGCUGAGCAUCAACAUGUCCACAGCCUUUUCACUAAGACUUAAAGGCACUGCUAACUAUAAGACCUGGUCUCAUUUCUCAAUGGCUGGCUAUGUCAAACCAAGUGCACUUGUUGCUAUCUCUGUGAGAGCUGGAGUGGAUGGAGCUUUCGGUCGCGUUGGAUCAGAGUGGGUCACUCAGCUUAAAACCUCUUCAAGCUUAGAUGGAGGUGUUUAUGUGCACCAUGGUCAAAAUAUAAAGGUGGCCCUCAACACUCCAGAAGAUGUCAUGGAUAUAUUGACCUUUAGCUCCAGGAUGUUUCGUGUGAGUGGCGACACCAGAGAGGAGCUCAUAGCUACGAGAAAUCUCAAGGAGAAGAACACGUGCACUCCUAAGACAUGGUCUAAGAUGAUUGGCUGGCAGUUAUGUUCAGAAAUCUCCUAUCCCUUGACAUUGAGAAGCUUUCCUCCUCUGGGUCCAGUUGCUUUUACCCUCAGACUCCACAAACUGGACAAAAGUCUUAAUCAGUAUCUCUUGGAAGCUGCCUAUACUUUUGUACCUCAGCGUAAUUCCUGGAUGCCCCUAGAAGUCACUCUGCUUCUCUUUCUUGGCACACCACAAUCCACUAUCCCCAGAGAUGUGUCACUGGACCUGAAUCUUACUCCAAAGAAGCUGAUUCUGAAACUAAUUCAUCCCUUAAAAAACAUUCUCAUACAAGGGCAGCUGGAGGAAUUACACAACCAACAUUCCGGUAGAAUCGAACUACUAAUAGACAACAUCCACCAUUAUUUUAUCAAAGGCCUGAUGGAGACAGUGAAUUCUGCUUCAGAGACAAGAGCCCACUUUCACUUAGAUGCCAAAGUUAUGGCAGACGGACAUCCAAUCACCCUGUCUGUCAACACUACACAUACUCGCAGCAGAAAGAUCACAGUACAUGCCUUGCUUAAAAAUGUCUUCAAUAAAGAUGCAUCACUCUCAGUGCAGCUGGAGAGAAAUUUGGAAGAUGGCCAGAGACGCUAUUCCAUAGAUGCCGGGAUUCUUUUCCCUAGUGCUUUCGGCAUCAGAGCUCUUGGCCUACUAACGCAGAAGGGCCCAGAAUGGAGCUCUACAUUGAGGCUUAAGUUUGGUGUACAAGAGGAUUCACUGAAUAUGCAAGAGUGUCACAUGACCCAGAACCUACACAGUGAGUCUGACACCAUCCAGGCACACCGUAUAACAGCAUCCCAUGAACUCCACUGUUCUCAGUUCUUCAGUCUAAACCACAAGAUUCAGUUCAGACAUGAACAGAGUCCUAUCAACAUCCAGUCCUCACUUGACAUUAGCUAUGGGAAGCAGUGGAACCAAAGCAGUAACAAACACAGGAUCCUCUUAAACCAGUCACUAAAAAACCAGUCUGGACCCAGCCUAACCAGUUAUGCUGUUGAGCUCAGCUUACGUCUUUUAGACAAAGGACUAAAUUUCAGAACGCAGCUUCUGCACUCUCAUUUUAAGAGACCAAAAUCUGAGAGCAGCACUCAUCUUAAAAUCAACUACAACAAUCAAAUGCCUCUGGUAGCCGGUCUGCACUGGAAGAAUAUGUCAGCAAAGGCUUCACUGCAAAACUGGGAAGGUUCAUUCAACAUGGACACACCCUGGCUUUAUGUGUAUGUAACCCAGAAACUAACUCAGCCCCAGCGUGGCAUCUCACAUUUCAGCUCCGAAAUCACUACGAGAAAACUAGUAAACAUCCGAACUGUUACAUUGGAGGGCUUAUAUAAGGACAGGGGUAAAGAGAGGCAAGGCCAGCUACACCUGUUCACUCCCACCGUCAGCUAUAUCAAGGUCAGUGGCUGGAGUUUGCUGGGCAAACGUGGAGUUAAGGGUUCAUACUCCAUCAGCACAGCUUGGACACCGGUCCAGCAUGGAGAAAUCUCUCUAAGCAAUGGCAAAAACAUGAAGACUCUGGAAAUAAGUGGAGGUUGUGGCAAGCACGACUUCAACAUUUCUGCAGUCUUCAGUACACUUGAUAAGAAACUGAAAAAGAGACUUUUGAUGAUGACCAUGAGCAUGUCAGAUCUUAAAAACCCUUACGUGGAGUUCCAGAUGGAGGGCGCCAUAGAGGAGAUGAGGAAAGACAGGAGGAUUUAUCAGAAACGAUGGAGGCUACACUUCAGACAGCCAUUCAACUUUAUUCCUCAAAGUUUAACCCUUCAGGAGACAUUUACAAUUGCUCUGUAUCAGAAAGUUUACAGUUUAGAAUCAAAGAUUCAUGUCAAUGGAAACAAAAAGGCCAUUCAUAUCCUUACUCUGGGUUAUCGACCUCAGCAUCCAUAUGUUUGCUCCUCAUUAGUCCAAUCUUUCAGCACUGACAGCAUUCCUCAAAAUUCAAAGAUCUGUCUCACUCUCCAAAACAAACAGAGUGUGCAUGAAGUGACAGGGCAGUUGUGGACUGGAAAGGAGGAAAUACUUUCUGUUCUUGGUCGAGUUCAACUUGACAUAACUUCAGCAUCUCAGCAAUGUAUUACAAUGAAAGCCAAUCUCUCCCAGUUGCUAGAGUCGAAUUUGCCGACCUCUGUCAGCAUAGAUGUUGAGGCACUCAGGAGCCACAAGAACACAAGCGAGUCUGAAUAUGUUUCUAAUCUGACUAUAGCAACUGACGAAAAAAAUUAUCAUGCUCAUGGAGUAAUGACAGUUUCCUCUACGGGAAAUAUCAGCAGUUCCAUCAGCUUGAAGGAAGAUGAAAAAAAUGCUACUCUUUACUUUACUCUAGAAAACACUGUGCCAUAUGAGGUUAAUCCAGUGGAUAUCCAUGUUGGUUUUCAUCAGACUUUAUUCCCCGGGAUCUCUUCUGAUGGUCAUAUUCAUUUAGCUGCAAACUCUUCUUCUAAAAGUGUGUUUUUACAGUGCACAGUAGAACAGAACGAAGGGACACUCAGUGCUCACUUGAGCCUCGAGCAUGAUCCAGGGUUACGUAUGUCUCUUUCAGGGGAUCUUGUCAAUUCAUUCUCAGACCUUGCUGCUCUACCUAAUAUAACCACUGUGGUUGGGGUACUAACUCAGUCUGAUGGUCAAACUGAAGGAGAGCUGACACUAGUAAUGGAUGAUGCUGUAUAUGGGUUAGACCUGACCCAUCAGCAUUCGAGUAACUCCAGAGAUGAUCCGAGUGGAAAUGAAUAUGCUUUGCUCUGUGUACUUUCUAUGGAGCAGUCACUAUGUGUGAACAUAAGUAGUUUUACACAGCACUGGUGUAGGAGUCUGCACACCCGAGUCUCUCACCCGUUUACUUGGCAACACUCUGCAGGGCUUCCGUUUAACAGCACAGCAGAUGUGUAUGUGAACUGGAGCGAAAGCAGUAUGUGUGUCCAAGAGGAGCUGCACACAGGGGCCCGGGGCCCAAGAGCCGCAUUGGAGCGAAGUUCACAUCAUAAAACAGAUACUACUAAACAUUAUCAGGUGAAGUGCACAGAGGGAAUUGACACGGACCACCUUUCGGGUGUCUGUUCUGGACCGUACCAGGGACGCUCUCUGAAAGUUGGAAUCAGAGUCGGUCUUUCAAAAUCUGAAAGUUUCUUGUUUGAUCUUCAAGGCCAUCACAAUACUUCAAGCAUUGGGCUAAUGGUGAAUGUGUCCCACAACGUGUCUGCUUUAGAACCGUAUUUACCAUUUGAAUUUAACUCCCAAUCACAGUUGAGCCAUUCAGAUUCUUCAGUAAAGGGUAAUGCAGUACUUCUGGUUGGCAUUACUGGCGUAACCUUUGAGGGAGAGCUCUCGAGCAGCAAAUCUGGCUUUAAGCAAGUGCUGAUGUUAAAACACACAAUACCUCAGCUGUCACUGCCUAAAAGUAUGACAGCUAGGACCGUCUAUGAUAGAAAGGGAUGGUCUUAUAUUCUCACACACCGAAUCCAGUGGGAAAAUCAGUCGACACAAACCGACCCCUUUGAAGAUGUUAAACAGUUACAUCAUCCCAAACUGACAGGUGGAAAAGCUCAUGGAUGGGGUUUGGAUCUUAGAGUAGAAAGUGAAGCCCAGAAAAAACUCGGAAAUCUGAAUAUUGACUGGACUGUGUUGGGAAUCCAUGAGCAGAUUAGAGCUGAAGGCUCAUGGACUUUGGUGAGCAGACAGACUGAGACUUCACAGCACAAACAACCUUUUACAUCAACACUGUCUCACUUUCACAUACAUGCUUUUUUACAUGGACUGGCCCAUGGAUAUAGCCGCAACAAACAGGCCCAUGUUUCCUGGGACCACAGAAAGCCUGUAAAUGUUUCUGUAACCGUGAGCAAGCACUGGCAUGAUGACUCCAGCCGGGGUCAGGCCUGUAUCCUUUUCUCACCAGGCCAGUUACAGCCAGUGCUCCCUCUAGUGGAAAUGGAGGGAUGUUUCGCUGUGGAGAUGGAGGGGAAGGCCUACUCCCAAAACACAGAACUCAAAUGGAAAGACAAGAGAGUCACACAAAGCAUGAAAUACCAGGGAGGGGUCAAAGGGAUGCACACACUCCUGGUGGAGAUGGGGGCUCAAAAUGUCUCUCCAUCUCCCUGCCCGUCUCACAGUCUUUUGACCCAGAUACACACCAAUCUGAGGGACCGUCUGGAACACCAUGUUCAGCUUGGAAUCUGUCCACCACAGCCUGCUUUAAUUUGGUCUGGAUCUCACAGAGUGAACUCAGGCAAGGAGAUCUUGUACACCAACACUCAUCUGUCUGUGUCUGGACACCAUCAACAGAACAUCUUCACACUGUCUCUCAGAAAUAUAAGCAGCAGUCAAUUUUCCAACUACUCACUGCUCUCCGAGUUUCAAGUAGGAAACUGGAGUUUGGAGCUGGCAUGGAGUUCUUUGUUUUCAGGAAGAAAUGUUGGGAUUCAAGUUCAUGCGAGGUUGGACCGCAGUGAGAUGAUCUGGCUGCAGGGGGCGCUGGAAAAACGCUGCCUACAAGCUGCUGCUGGAUUUGACAAUGAAACAUCUGAUGAUAUGCGAGUGGCUCUCUGCAUGGGAGGGCAUCACUGGUUUACGCUAGAGACUCAAAGAGGAGGGCGUGGCAUUGAGAAGGAGACUCUCACCCUCAUUUCUGUAGGAGCAGCCAAUCAGAGUCUGCAAAUUCAAGCUAAGGGAUGCAGGGAUUGCCUGUGGGCCACUGAGGCACGGCUCCAACAGCUGGGAUCUAACAUUAGGAGUAAACUUUUGGACAGGGUUCAAAGACUUCACCAUCUUCUGUUAGCAUUCAGAAGACAGGCAGGGGACAUCACAUUUCUGCAGGAGCUGAGUGAAGGCCCGCUGUCUCUGACCCAAAGAGCCGAGACCCUGCUGUUCAGAGCAGGGGGUGUGUGGAGCUCGUGGACCACCGGCCCACUCCGACACGCUCUUACACACAGCCUGCCACACACACUUCAGCAUCUGCAUGAUAUGUCUCAACAGAUUCAACUAGAACUCAAGAAGCCUCUGGCGACUCUGGCCGGAGCGUACCUUGAUGUGACAGGAGUGCGUUUGGACACCGUGUGGCAGCAAGGAAUGGAGCUGUGGACCAGAGACCUGACCGAAUUUUUGCCAUCUGUACUUCACGAUCGUCACCUCAAUAUGCCAUCGCAGGCCGCUCUGCAGAUUGCUAUUAUUGCACUGGACAUGGUGAGCCAGCAGACAUAUCAGUGGAUGGAGGCCAGAUUGGCUGCCAUGCUGGUUGGAUUCAGAAGGCAUCUUUCCCUCAUGUACAAGUUUAGAAGUGAUGGUGAGGUGAUCUUCAGGGUGCCACUUCGUGUCGGCUCCUGGCUGAAGGUGAAAGAAUCUGGUGUGACUGAGGUUCUUCUAGAGGAGUUUGUCAUGAAGCCGCUUCUGGCCUUAAACUCUUUAAGCCCCACUGCAGAACUUUACCGGCUGAAGAGGAAGAUCAUGGACAGUCCUGUUAACCAUCAGGCAUUUGUAGUUGCAGAUAACUAUUUGGUGUCCUUUGAUGGCCACUUGUUAAAAGUCCCAGAAUCCUGUGAUGUCAUACUUGCAGCUGACAUCAUCGAGCAUAGCUUCAGCGUCAUGUUAAAAUCCGACAGAUUUCGACGUCGCUCACUCAUGAUUCAGAUGGGAAACACAACAAUUGGAGUUCAUCCUAAUGGAGAGGUGGAGGUUAAUUGCCUUGCAACACACACACCUUACAAAAACACUGAAGUAAAUAUCAGAAAGAAUAUGAACUUGAUUGAGGUGUCCAAUGAGAAAGGAGUAAGGGUAUCAUGUGACCCUCAUCUGGACGUCUGCACUUUAAUUCUAGAUACAUGGCUUCAUGGUGUAUCUGUGGGUCUAUUAGGAACAAAUGAUAAUGAGGCAGUUAAUGAACUUCCUCUGCCAGAUGGCUCCCACACAAGCAGUGUGCUUCAGUUUACUCACAGCUGGCAGGUGGAUUCCAAGUGCGUCAGCGUUGAAAAUGAAUUCUGUGAAAACAGCACCGCCGACUCCCCGUCAUGCAAAUCUCUGUUUCUUUCCACCAAUUCACCUCUAAGCCCCUGUUUCAGAGUGGUGGAUCCCGAGCAGUUCAUGAUGGCAUGUGAAAGAUCCAAGUGUGAGAGUGUUGGACGUGCAGAUAUUUCGAAGUCAACCCCUUGUACGCUGGCAUUUGCUUUUAUCUAUCUGUGCCACAGAAACUAUGUUCCCCUGGAGCUGCCUGUUCAAUGCGUGUGAGCGAGGUACACGGUGUACUCUGAAGAUGCUUUGAUUUCACAGAGGACAGGAAUCAGGAUGUAUGCUGACUUGUUUUACAUAUUUAAUGCAAUAUGUACAAGAUCUGUUAUUGCUCUGCUGUCUGUUUUAAAGGAUAUAACCACUUUCCAAAAAGGGAAAACGCACACUGAUUUACACGAAUUUGAAAUUGCUUUAAAAAUGUUGUUCAAUGCCUAUAUGUUGGUGGUCCAAAUUAUUAGCUUUAAACUAAACCUGGCUAUUAUUUUUUAUAAUAUUUUUGGCUGAAAAAAUCAAAAGAGUGUCUUUUAAUAAUAAACAAAAAAUGUAAUAAUAACCAGAACACUUCUGUCAGCAAUGUACAAUGUACCUUCUAACUUAAUUUCAUGCAAUUUAAUAUUUUUUAUUGCUCAAUGUAUAUUAACUCUAAUAGUGUGUUAGUGACCCAAUUUUCAUGCGAAACAGUUUAGAUGCUACAAAACUAUUGUGUUGUGGAUAUGCAUUUCAGAAAGUUAAUUUAGAGCAUCUGCUUAUAAAAACGUUUUCCUCUGUAAACCUAAGUGUGCAUUAGCUCACUCUGUUUUAUUUGAUUAACUGCUAAUAAAAGUUUAAAUCGUAGAUCACCA